AUGGCGUUGGACCAUGCUAUACUAACAGAAGAUGAACCCUCAGCCAUAACGGAUGAGAGCUCCGAAACUGAAAAGUCUCAACAUGAGACUUGGGAACGAUCUAACCGGUUGAGCCUGAAUCUUAUGAGGAUGACGAUGGCAGAAAAUUUUAAGCCAUCGAUGCCCAAGACAGAAAGUGCAAGGGAAUUCAUUGAGAAAAUUAAGGAGUGUUCACAAUCUGAAUUGGCUGAUAAGUCAAUUGUAGGAAGCUUAAUGAGUGAACUUACUACAAAGAAGUUUGACUGGUCACAGCCAAUUCAUGAUCAUGUGACAAACAUGUCUAACUUGGCGGCAAAGCUAACGACCUUGGGAAUGGAGGUUCAUGAGCAAUUUGUGGUCCAAUUUAUCAUGAACUCCCUACCUAUUGAAUUUAGCCAGUUCCAGGUGAAUUAUAACACCAUCAAAGAUAAAUGGGACUUUAAGGAAUUAAAAGCUAUGUUGGUUCAAGAGGAAGGGAGAUUAAAGAAGAUGAAUGGUCAAGUUGCGAAUCUCAUAGGUCAUGGAGGUGCUAGCUCCAGUAAAGGAAAAUCAAGUUCUGGAUCUAGGAAGAAUGGGGCACUUGGUCGAGGUAAGGAUCCCCCUAAAUCUCCCUUCUGGAGGUCAUCCUGA
Salvia hispanica is the source of this 648-nucleotide messenger RNA. NCBI's taxonomy places the organism in Eukaryota, Viridiplantae, Streptophyta, Magnoliopsida, Lamiales, Lamiaceae. The record is from RefSeq and is a predicted model, not a curated record.